Molecule: messenger RNA, 1616 nt
Organism: Lactuca sativa (garden lettuce)
Lineage: Eukaryota; Viridiplantae; Streptophyta; Magnoliopsida; Asterales; Asteraceae
Product: phospholipase A1-IIdelta
Biological process (GO): lipid metabolic process
Molecular function (GO): glycerophospholipid phospholipase A1 activity
Source: RefSeq, a predicted model, not a curated record
GCUUUUGCAACUAAAAUAUACUCAAAGUUCCAUAUACCAAACAUAACUAUAAGAAAUAAGAAGUUCAUCAAAGCUAGUUGUCAUCGUCAACACUUCUAUAUAUUGCGAGCCAUCCUACAAAAUAUACCACACCAACCUAAAGCCAUAAACACAGCUUAACAAAGUUCAUCAAAUUAAAGAAAACUCAUGGAUUCAAAAAGCUACGACGAGCUACAUGGAAGCAACAACUGGGAUGGUCUUCUUGACCCCUUAGACCACAGCCUACGCUCUCUCAUCCUCAGCUAUGGUGACCUUUGUUCCGCAGCUGAACGGGCCUUCAAUGACGAUCAGGGUUCCAAGUACUGCGGCUACUGCCACUACGGGAAGAGCUCCUUCUUCAAGGGCCUGAUGCUCCCUUGGGCUGAAUCUAAGUUUAAAGUCACUUCUUUCAUCUAUGCCACCUCAAGCAUCGAGCUUUCUUUGCUCAUUCCUCGCAUGCCUCGUAAAGCUGAUAGUGCCUUCGAUUCAAACUGGAUGGGUUACAUAGCAGUUUCUAACGAUGAGUACAGUAAGUCCAUUGGUCGUCGUGAAAUAUGUGUGGUUUGGCGCGGGACUGUCAGACUUUACGAGUGGAUGGAUGACAUCUUAGGCGCAACCCCUGUACCAGCUGAGCCACUAGUCCCACUCCCACCUGUAACGCUAACUGGUGAUGAAGUUAAGAACAUACCACAAAUCAUGGCUGGGUGGCUUAUUAUUUACAACACGAGUGACCCAAAUUCUGAAUUCCUUAAAACAAGUGCUAGAACACAGCUCUUGGGACGAAUCAAUGAGUUGCUGAUCAAGUACAAGAAUGAAAAAGUAAGCAUAACAUGCACCGGACACAGCCUUGGUGCAUGCCUAGCAACUUUAUCUGCGGUUGACCUUGCUGCCAACGUUGCAACGCCUGGUGUCAAUGUAUCUGCGUUUGUUUUCGAGUCUCCUCAAGUGGGUAACGAGGCUUUCAAAUCAAAGAUGGAGGAAAUGGGUAACCUUAAAGUGCUUAGGGUAAAGAAUGUUCCCGAUAUUAUCCCGUUUUGGCCAAGCAAGCUACUGAAAUGGGUUAACGAGAAGCAUUGGGUGACUGUGCCAAGUGAUUUGUUGGAGUACGUUGAUGUUGGGAUCGAGAUACUGAUUGAUACCAAGAAGUCACCAUACUUGAAGCAGGAAAAUGGGUUGAAUGGAAUGCUACAUCCGAUGGUUUUCCAUAACUUGGAGGGUGUUUUGCAUACUUUGAGUGGUUGGACUGGAAUGAAUGGAGAAUUUGAUUGGAGUUUGGAGAAGAGGGAUUUAGGUUUGGUAAAUAUGUCGACUGAUUAUCUGAAGGAAGAGCUGAAGAUACCAGGGACUUGGUGGGGUGAGAAGAACAAAGGAAUGGUGCUUAAUGAUGAUGGUCAUUGGGUUUUGUCACCAAUAGAUCCGAAUGAUCAAGAUCUACCAGUGUACUAACGAAUUCUAGUCUUUACUCUUUUAAAAUGAAUUUCUUUACUGCAAUUUAAAUAAAUGCUGUACUUGGCAUAUAGCCAUAGAUGGAGGUGCAAGUGUGUGAACUUAAAGAUUGUUAUUUCAAAUUGUUAAAUAAAUGCUUGUUGUGAUUCUAA